Messenger RNA from Alosa sapidissima (American shad), 846 nucleotides. RefSeq names its product dual specificity phosphatase 29-like. The record is from RefSeq and is a predicted model, not a curated record. Gene Ontology annotation, cellular component: cytoplasm. The transcript has 3 exons. The coding region runs from base 1 to 588 and encodes 195 amino acids. Gene Ontology annotation, biological process: protein dephosphorylation; negative regulation of MAPK cascade. Gene Ontology annotation, molecular function: MAP kinase phosphatase activity; protein tyrosine/serine/threonine phosphatase activity. NCBI's taxonomy places the organism in Eukaryota, Metazoa, Chordata, Actinopteri, Clupeiformes, Clupeidae.
AUGCCCAGAGGUGCUGGCCCCUCAGCAGGCACCAAUGGCGGGGAGAAUGGCUACGAGACGCCCUCCGCCUCUGACCUCCAGAGACUGAUGUGGGUGAAGAAGGGCACCAGUGCCCACAUGGAUGAAGUCGUGCCCAGGAUUUACAUCGGAGACAUGUAUGCAGCCAAGGACAAGCGACAGCUGCAGGGCCACAACAUUUCUCAUGUGCUGAACGCAGCGCACGGCAAGUACAACGUCAACACGGGGGCCAGCUUCUACAGGGACACCAAGAUCACGUACCACGGCGUGGAGGCCUUUGACAUGCCCUCGUUUGACCUCAGCCCCUUCUUCUACACGGCCGCUAAGUUCAUCAAGAGUGCCAUGGACACACCAGGAGGUAAGGUGUUUGUCCACUGUGCCAUGGGCCUGAGUCGCUCCUCCACACUGGUGCUGGCCUACUUGAUGAUCCAUGAGAACAAGUCCCUGCCCGACGCCAUCAAGGCCGUGGCCGAGAACCGGAACAUUUGCCCCAACCACGGCUUCCUGGAGCAGCUCCGGCAACUGGACAAAGAGCUGUACAGCCAGAGGAGAACAGGAAACGGCGUGUAGUGGACUAGAGCAUGCUGGGAAGGGACCGGACAGGCCAGGAGGGCAUUUAAUGAACUGCAGACGCUUCAUGAAACAGUCUUUGCAACAACAGCUUGUGUCCAAUAGUCUGCAUCCGAAGCCCAAAAGUGGUGUGUUUUACUGUAUUUGUGACCAUAUUUGAACUCUCAGUCUUGUGAUAUCACCGUCUCUUCAGGGCCUAUUGUGGUCACUGUCAGUUUAUAUACGUGAAUGUACAGUAUAUGAAGUCUUUUUUGUUUA